Messenger RNA from Didymodactylos carnosus, 960 nucleotides. NCBI's taxonomy places the organism in Eukaryota, Metazoa, Rotifera, Eurotatoria, Philodinida, Philodinidae. The record is from the annotation of a GenBank genome assembly.
AUGCGUGUUGGUUAUGAGGUGAUUGUUGUAUUUGUUGGAGAUUUUCAUGCACAGCGAUUGUCAAACUCGACAGCAGAACAAAACUUAGCUAAACGUAUCAAUUUGACACAUACCUUCCUUUUAAAAAUUGGUGCACACGUUGUCAAUCUUCCAUGCAAUUCAUCCUAUGCAAUUAAAAUGAGUCAGAUAGUUAGAGUGUUUGUUGGUUUUUUACCCACAGCAAUUGUGCAAGAUAAUGACUAUAUUAUCACGGCCGACAGUGAUUUAUUACCUGUGAAAUUCUCAGAAUAUCAACCAACAACUGGGACUGAUGGAUUUAUAUUCAACGCCUUUUGUUGCGGAAAUUUUAAACGACGAUCGAAAUCUUAUCGAAUGUUUCCAAUGGGUCAUAUCUACCUGAGAAAAGAUGUUUGGAGAGAUCUUAUUGUCAAUUCUACACAACGUUCAGAAUUAUUAGCUAUGGAACAAAAUCGAACUUUUCAUUUAUCUUUAACAAACAGGACUGAAGAUUCAUACGAGAAAAAACUCUUGUCACAAUAUUCCAAUUUAACUUUGCUGUUGCAGGAUUUUUCCUUCAAAUUUGAGCUUAUGACAUUGUAUAUGAGACAUGAAUUUCGUUCUGUAUAUGAUCAACAGAUGGGUAAAGGUGAUUCAGCAUGGUACAUGGAUCAAGUUAUGGUUAGUAUGUUAUUAACUGAUUAUAGGUCAAAACAUCCCCAACUUAAAAUAAGUGAACGUGGACGAAUCGGUCGACUAGAUCGUAUUUCACCCAUGUCUUAUUGGGAUCGUGAUACGUUCAACGAAUUUGGUGAUGCCCAUUUAAAACAUGAUGAAAUCUUACAACCCGAGAACUGGAAAAUUUUUAAUAAACUUUUAAAAUUUCUUUUUAAUUACACUUUGGUUGAUAUUAUGAAUGAUUAUUACAGACAGUACAUAAUAAUAACUAAAACAAAAAAAUAA